AUGGGCGGCGCGAAGGCGGCGGUGGGGCAUGGGGGGCAUGCUGCGGCGCGCGCCGCGCGUCUGAAGGCGGCGGAGCGCGCCAUGAACGAAGUAUCCAUGCUUAUAUUAAAAGCUGAUCCUCAAGACGCAACAAAUAUUUAUAAUGUCUGGAAGGAAGCCCACCAUAAAGUGACAAAAUCAUCUAGGGAGGAUAUCAAGUCACUGACUCAAACAUAUAGAGGCAACACUUCCCUGGUGGCGAUUCUCAUUGCCACCAUUACCUUUGCUGCUGCUUUCACUUUGCCCGGAGGAUAUAGCACUGAUGCUGGAACCGAGGGGCUUCCCAUCAUGGCAAGGAAGUAUGCGUUUAAGGCAUUCCUGAUCUCCGACACCUUGGCUAUGUGCUCCUCACUUGCUGUUGCCUUUGUAUGCAUCAUAGCCAGGUGGGAGGAUCUUGAGUUCCUGCUUCACUACAGGUCUUUUACAAAGAAGCUUAUGUGGUUUGCAUACAUGGCAACCACCACAGCAUUCGCAACUGGUAUAUACACUGUUCUGGCUCCUCGUCUCCUAUGGUUGGCCGUUGCGGUAUGCACUCUGACGUCUUUACUGCCCAUUCUCACUAAGAUUCUUGGUGAAUGGCCCAUCUUGAAACUUAGAUUUCGGUUGGGUCGGACUUUCAAUUCAGAGCUCCUCAAUAGGUCUAGCUUCAUCACAUUCAGUUAUUGGUUCCAUCUGCUUUAUGUUGGAAACAUAAGGGAACAGCAUAUGUUGAAAUGUUUGGGUAGUUUGGAAACAUAA
Molecule: messenger RNA, 777 nt
Organism: Miscanthus lutarioriparius
Lineage: Eukaryota; Viridiplantae; Streptophyta; Magnoliopsida; Poales; Poaceae
Source: the annotation of a GenBank genome assembly